GUGGAGAAGCACAACAGCCGCACUGACGCUUGGAUCGUCUUGAACGGCGAGGCUCUCGAUGUAACGAACUGGAUUCCGCUCCACCCCGGUGGAGAACAAACCAUUUCUGCUUUCCUGGGCAAGGACGCGUCCACGGAGUGGAACAUGAUCCACCAGCCCGGGACGGUGGAGCGGCAUGGGCGCUUCGUGAAGAAACUGGGGCCUGUCGCCAGCGCUGAGCCUCCGGCGACGGUGCAGGGAGCUGCUGGCUACGGUUCCGGCUCCUUGGAAUAA
Molecule: messenger RNA, 273 nt
Organism: Symbiodinium sp. CCMP2456
Lineage: Eukaryota; Dinophyceae; Suessiales; Symbiodiniaceae
Source: the annotation of a GenBank genome assembly